AUGCGGGCGGCCGACUCCGGCUCGUGGGAGCGCGUCCGCCAGCUCGCGGCACACGGCCAGCCGACUCUGUCCUGCGGGCGGGACACCGGGCCCCUGCGCGCCCCGGAUCCCGGAGCCUGCGAGCUAUGCACGGACGCUGCAGGGUCCCGAGAGCAGCAGCGAGCUGGGGCGGUCCCCGAUGCAGCCGAUGGCUACGGCAGCCAGCUGGUGCUCCUGCGGGAGGAAGUGGUCCAGCUUCAAGAGGAAGUGCACCUUCUCCGGCAGAUGAAGGAGAUGCUGGCCAAGGACCUGGAGGAGUCACAGGGCGGCAAGUGCUCUGAGGUCCUCUCAGCCACAGAGCUUCGGGUGCAGUUGGUGCAGAAGGAGCAGGAACUGGCCAGAGCCAAAGAAGCCUUGCAAGCCAUGAAAGCCGACCGGAAGCGCUUAAAGGGAGAGAAGACGGACUUGGUAAGCCAAAUGCAGCAGCUGUAUGCCACUCUGGAGAGCCGGGAGGAGCAGCUGCGAGACUUCAUCCGUAACUAUGAGCAGCACCGUAAGGAGAGCGAAGACGCAGUCAAAGCGCUGGCCAAGGAGAAGGACCUCCUGGAGCGGGAGAAGUGGGAGCUUCGCCGGCAGGCCAAGGAGGCCACGGACCACGCCGCCGCUCUGCGCUCCCAGCUGGACCUCAAGGACAACCGCAUGAAGGAGCUGGAGGCCGAGCUAGCCAUGGCCAAGCAGUCCUUAGCCACACUGACCAAGGAUGUCCCCAAGCGGCAUUCACUCGCCAUGCCUGGCGAGACGGUGCUCAAUGGCAACCAGGAGUGGGUGGUUCAGGCCGACCUCCCGUUGACUGCCGCCAUCCGUCAGAGCCAGCAGACGCUCUACCACUCCCACCCUCCCCACCCCACAGACCGGCAAGCGGUCAGGGUGAGCCCCUGCCACUCAAGGCAGCCUUCCGUCAUCUCCGAUGCAUCUGCUGCUGAAGGUGACCGGUCAUCGACCCCGAGCGACAUCAACUCCCCACGACACCGGACGCACUCCCUCUGCAACGGCGACAGUCCCGGCCCAGUUCAGAAGAGCCUGCACAGUCCUAUUGUACAGUCACUAGAGGAUCUUGAAGACCAAAAACGGAAAAAGAAGAAAGAGAAGAUGGGAUUCGGCUCCAUCUCUCGAGUCUUCGCCAGAGGGAAGCAACGGAAGUCCCUCGACCCGGGCCUCUUUGAUGGUACCGCCCCUGAUUAUUACAUAGAGGAGGACGCGGACUGGUGAUAACCCACCACCCUUCGCCCAUUGUCCGUGGGCGUGUCUGUGUGUGGAUGAGCCAUGGAGCGUGCGAGUGUGUGUGCAUGGGGGCGCGGGGCCUGCGUGGGGUGCGUGUGCAGGGGUGCAUUCACCCGCACGGGUGUGUGUAGCCGAGCGCCUAGGACAGGCAGAAACACAAAUGUGACCCCGCCCGCCUCGCGUCGCCACCUCUGUAAUCGAUGUACAUACCACAGACCGUGUGUGACUCUGUCACCUCUGUUGUCUCCGAGUGAUACAGUUGUGUUUGUUUUUCUUGUUUGUUUUGUUUUUCGAUGUUUGGGGGGCUUUUUGUUUGUUUGUUUAAUCCGUUGUAUUUUUGUUUUUAAUUUCCCCCUCUCUCCUCCCUCCUCCUUUUUAUGAAACUUGAACACUUGAAGGACUGCUGUGUAUUUGUAAAUAACAAAAGUAGUGUGCACUUUGUGCUCGUAAAGUCCCUCGUCCAGCCGCUACUGCAGCCCAUGUCGCCAAGGAUGUGGUCUGCUUUCCAUGUCCCCCCUCCUCCCAACCCCUCAGUGUGAACAUGUGGGACCAGACCCUGUUCUCGGGGUGUGCCCAAGUCACUUUAACCACCAAAACACCCCGUCAUCGUUGUCAGGGUAAGGUCACUCCGCAGAGACUCGUGAGUCCAACCGAGAAGCCUUGGCUGGGCUACAGUGUUUAUAGGGGUCAUACAGGCUCUUUUUAAUGGCCUGCCUGUUUUUAAAUUGUGUUGCUGUUUCUUUCUUUAUGGAACAAAAGAGAGAAAGAAAACUGUUGCAUUUAAUUUAUUUGCACAAAUGCAGAAACGUAUUCUAUCUAAAUUAUUACGUGAAUAUCGGAAUGUAUAUUUUUCCACGGGGUGGGCGGGAGGCGGGCAUUUCUGCUGACUUGUCUAUUCUGUGUUCAUGCCGCUGCAGACACUGUGCAAGGUAGAAUUAGAGUGGCUAGAACUGGGGACCUCAGAUGGCCAGCUUGCUUAUUCUCUUUUCUCUUUUCUCUUUUCUGUCUCUCCCGGCUGCUGUCCCUGCAUGAGAGGACUCCUACCUUCUGCUCUGGCCUUCCUCUAUAUAUAUUCUCUCUAUAUAUAUUUAUUUAUCUGACAUACAGAACGUGACUUCAGUGAGCAGAGACUAGUGAUCACGUUCCUCUUCUCUUGGGCCUGUCUUUGGAGCCAUGUUGAUUGAGUCCAGGGAAGGACAGCCUGGGGCACAUCCAUAGGGUCUGACCAGACCUCUGGGCCUGAGUCAGCUGGGUAAGAGGCCUCCAGUGGCACACACACACACACACACACACACACACACACACACACACACACGCAUGCAUGCACGCACUCGAGUGCCUCUCUAUCCUUAGUUUAUUCCGCACAUGGGCCAGGCAGAUGUCAACAGAGAAGAUGCCCACCUUCUGGGAAGGGCUGUUGGGGAGAAUAUCUGGCAGGUGAGCCCUCUGCCCUCUUUUCCAAUUGGUUUCUUCAGCCACACAUGGACUCUCUUGGAAUCCCCAGAGCCCUGUCCUCCAAUUCUAUCAGCAGCUCAAGCAGGCUCAUCCCAUGAGGGCUGGCGGAUGCCUAUGGCUGUUUGGGGAGCAGCAUUGCCCCACAGGGCUUCAUCAGGGCAUGGAGAACCCAGAGUUUCCAGCCAGUUCUGCCCCACCCUAAAACUCAGUUUCCCCUUUCUUUUGCCCCAGGACCCCCCUUUCUACUGAUCCUUAACCACUAACCCUCAGUCCACACCCUCGUGGCCUCUGUGGCAUUUCCACUAACAGCAGCAUUCUCAAUUCUUAAGAAGAGAUUUUCCAGUGCUGGAUGGAGCAUCUGGAAUGUAUAGGAUCUUGUGCCCAAAGCCUCUAAAACAAGCCAAAAAGCCCCCGCCAGGUCCCCUCUUCCCUCCCAACCUAGC
Messenger RNA from Peromyscus eremicus (cactus mouse), 3158 nucleotides. It is a transcript of the gene Kazn, whose product is annotated as kazrin, periplakin interacting protein. The transcript has 8 exons. The record is from RefSeq and is a predicted model, not a curated record. Lineage: Eukaryota; Metazoa; Chordata; Mammalia; Rodentia; Cricetidae. Gene Ontology annotation, molecular function: protein binding. Bases 1 to 1248 code for a protein of 415 amino acids.